Physeter macrocephalus (sperm whale) is the source of this 831-nucleotide messenger RNA. RefSeq names its product caspase-6-like. The record is from RefSeq and is a predicted model, not a curated record. Lineage: Eukaryota; Metazoa; Chordata; Mammalia; Artiodactyla; Physeteridae. Gene Ontology annotation, cellular component: cytoplasm. Gene Ontology annotation, biological process: apoptotic process; positive regulation of neuron apoptotic process. The transcript has 2 exons.
AUGACAGAAACAGAUGACUUUUUCAUAAACAGAGAAGUGUUUGAUACGGCAGAAACGUACAAAAGGGACCGUAAGAGGAGAGGAAUUGCUUUAAUCUUCAAUCAUGAGAGGAUCUUCCUGCACUUAACCCUGCCAGACAGGCGGGGCACCAGGGCCGACAGAGACAAUCUUAAGCACAGGUUUUCAGAUCUAGGAUUUGAAGUGAAAUGCUUUGAUGAUCUUAAAGCAGAAGAACUACUGCUCAAAAUUCAUGAGGCGUCAACCGCUAGCCACGCAGACACCAUUUGCUUUUUGUGUGUUUUCCUGAGUCAUGGUGAAGGCAACCACAUCUAUGCAUAUGAUGCCAAAAUUGAAAUUCAGACAUUGACUGGCUUGUUCAAAGGAGACAAGUGUCAGAGCCUGGUUGGAAGACCCAAGAUAUUUAACAUUCAGGCAUGUCAGGGAAACCAGCAGGAUGUGCCAGUCAUCCCUUUGGAUGUAGUGGAUCAUCAGACAGACAAGCUGGAUGUCAACCUAACCCAGGUGGAUGCAGCCUCAGUUUAUACACUUCCUGCUGGAGCAGACUUCCUCAUGUGUUACUCUGUGGCAGAAGGUUAUUAUUUUCAUCGGGAAACUGUGACUGGCUCAUGAUACAUUCAAGAUUUGUGCGAGAUGCUGAGAAAAUUCAGCUCCUCCUUAGAGUUCACAGAACUCCUCAUGCUGGUGAACAGGCAAGUUUCUCAGUGCCUAGUGAAUAUCUGCAGAGACCCAAGUGCAAUUGGAAAGAAGCAGGUGCCCUGCUUUGCCUCAAUGCUAACUAAAAAGCUGCAUUUCUUUCCAAAAUCUAAAUGA